This is a messenger RNA of Meyerozyma guilliermondii ATCC 6260, 2049 nucleotides long. RefSeq lists its product as uncharacterized. The record is from RefSeq and is a predicted model, not a curated record. NCBI's taxonomy places the organism in Eukaryota, Fungi, Ascomycota, Pichiomycetes, Serinales, Debaryomycetaceae. Bases 1 to 2049 code for a protein of 682 amino acids. Gene Ontology annotation, molecular function: clathrin binding. Gene Ontology annotation, biological process: intracellular protein transport; vesicle-mediated transport. Gene Ontology annotation, cellular component: membrane coat. The transcript has a single exon.
AUGGGUGACAGCAAGCUUUUUGCCCGGUCCAAGUCAUCUGAGCUCCGAGCGGAACUCGAGCAAGCAUUCAAGAAAUCAAAACCACAAAGUAGAGUCAAAAUUGUUCUCAAAAAAAUCAUUGCAAAUGUGGUGUUAAACAAUCCAGAGACUGCAAACAUGAUGUCCGAUGUGAUCCGGCUUAUGCGAACAGACGAUAUAGAAAUCCGGAAAAUGUGCUUACAAUACUUGACAGCCUACGCCAGUGUCAAACCAAAACAGGCACAGGAAGCCAUUGCGUUUCUCUCUCGUUUUAGAGAUGAAUCUGAUGCCACUUUACGAGCACUUUCCAUUCGGACCAUGUCUUCAAUUCCCACCAAGGACUUUGUAGAUCUCACCUCACAGAGCUUACGAGCUGCACUUGCGGAUCCUGCUCCUCACGUUCGCCGGGAAGCCGCAUUUGCCGUAUCAAGACUUUAUCAGCAUGAUCCAGAAUUAACCACUUCAAUGAACUUUCUCGAUGGUCUAAAUGACCUUUUACAUGAUCCCAAUACAAAUGUGGUCACCAAUGCAUUGGCUGCCUUGAGUUUUAUUACAGAACAGGGAAAAACACUUUCUUUAUCAAUUGAUCGUAAUCAUACGUUAACGUUGAUUCUGCUAUUGGGAAAAUCAAAUGAGUGGUCUCAGGUGUACAUUUUAAACUCACUCAUGUCAUACGUCCCCCAAACAGAAGAGGAGGCUCUCGAACUUAUAGAAUUGAUCAUUCCUUCUUUGCAACACGAGAACCCAGGAGUGGCUCUCAAUGCUAUCAAAAUCAUCGUGUACCUCACCAACUAUGUCAGGUCCCCAGAGUUGGUGAUACCGAGUUUGCCCACCAAACUUGGAUCGGCCCUCUCUUCAUUAUUGGCAAAUCCACCAGAAAUUCAGUUCCUAGUUUUGCGGAAUGUGAUUCUUCUUCUCUUAGGAAGACAGCAACUAGUAAAGUUUGAUGUGGAAAAAUUCUUUUGUCUCUAUGACGAUCAAAUCUACGUCAAGGAUACAAAACUAGAGAUCAUAUACUUAUUGGCCAAUGAGGAUAACGUCUCAUUGGUGUUACAAGAAUUAGAGGAGUACGCAACAGAAGUUGACGUUGCAAUGGCCCGCAAAGCCAUACGAGCAUUUGGAAACUUGGCAAUUAAACUAAGCAGCGCAGCAGAUGAGUGUGUCAAUAUCAUUUGCAACUUGGUUUCAAAUGGCGUCCCCUAUGUGGUCCAGGAAGCGGUCUCAGUAAUGAAGAAUAUUUUAAGGCGAUACCCUAACAGAUUUGACUUUGCAAUCGACGAUAUAGUCCGACAUCAUAAGCUUAUAGAUGAGCCUGAUGCCAAAACUGCAUUGAUCUGGAUCUUGGGCCAAUAUUGUACCAAGAUCAAAAAUGUUGGCUCUAUAUUCGAGCAGGUUCUUACACAUUACACUGAAGAUCCUGUAGAAGUCCAGUACGCUUUCUUGACUGCUGCUGCCAAAUUAUACCUUUGCGAAGUCGACAAAGGAGAAAAAAUUCUUCUCUCGGUACUCAAAUGGGCAACCGAAGAAUCCAAUAACCCCGAUAUUAGAGAGAGGGGUUUCUUUUAUUGGCGAUUGCUCACCGCAGACACUUCACUGGAUGAAGAGAACUUCCAAAAACAUACGAAGCAGAUUCUUCUCAAUCCAAACCCAUCCAUCUCCUACGAUAAUGAGAAUAUCGACCCUUCGAUUCUAGAGGAGUUGGAGCUCAAUAUUGGGUCUUUGGCCUCUAUAUAUUUGAAGCCUGUUCAGCAUGUAUUUCGCAUGGCUAAAGUAAAGCAAUUGCAACCAAGUCCAGCUUUACAACAAAGGUCCUCAAAUACGCCCACGCCAGUGCAAAGUACGUCAAGCACAAAGUCCACCAAUUCUAGCUCUAAGAAGGUUGAUCCCAUCAUGCGAAAAGUGCGCUCCAUGAACUUGCAGCAACCAUUACCAAACAAACCUGAUUCACAGGACCAUGAAAGCACAAACUUUGCAAAGAAAUUAUCUCGAAGGGCAUCGAUUUUAUCAUCCCUCAAAGUCAAUAAACGCUAG